ACCCCCAGUCGCCCCCCUCUUCUCCCUUUUCCGCUGCAAAUUCCUGCUUCUAGUCCAUGUGGACUGUUUACUCAAGUUCAUUGUGAGGCUGGAGGAGGAGCUGGGGCCCUGGACACGGGAUCGGAGGAAGUAGAAAGCUAAUGAGGAGAGAGCUUGGCCCAUGAGACUCUUGAGACCUUGGAGGAAGCCAUGUGGGUCCCUUCUUGACUUCUUCUUUCCCCUCUCUCAGCUCCACUUCUGGGGGCCGCAGUGAUUUCAAGAACAGAGACCAUGAGCACAUCUCUGGGGAUGGUGGUGUUUGAGGAUGUGGCUGUGAGUUUCAGCUGGGACGAGUGGCAGCACCUGGAUGAUGCUCAGAGGACCCUGUACCGGGAUGUGAUGCUGGAGACCUACAGUCACCUGGAGUCACUGGGACAUUCAGUCACCAAACCGGACGUGAUCGUCAAGUUGGAGGAACACGCAGAACCAUGGACAGCAGAACCUUCAAAACGUACCUUCACAGAUAUUUCACCUUUGGAUGAGUUGGUUGAGAGCAACCAGAAAAUUCAGGAUAGGCAUUUUUGGCAAGAUGUCGUCAGCAAGAGGAAAACAGCAACAAAGGAGAGUAUAAACUUAGGAAAUACUUUUAAUUUGAGUUCAGUCCGUGUUUCUGACCCAAUGGUAAAUAAUGGCAACUAUUCUGUCAUGAUGCCCGAGGACUAUAAUGUACUUACGAAUAUGUUUCUGACUGUUGGCCCCAAUGAGAUGCACCCUAUCCAAAAAUUUGAGGACCAUAACACUUUCUAUAACAUACCUGCUAUCACUGAUUAUACAGAAAUACACACAGGUGUUGAGCCUCACGAAUGCCAGAAAACCAGUGAGUUUUUAACCCUUGACAGGCAUCAGGGAACACACAUGAGGGAGAAAGUUAAAUACAUAUGUUCAGAAUGUGGGAAAACUUUAUCCCAGAGACGAGGACUCCUUCAGCACCAAAGAAUUCACACAGGUGAGAAACCCUAUGAGUGUAAAGAAUGUGGGAAAACUUUCUACCGGAAGUCAGACCUCACUGUCCACCAGAGAAUUCACACAGGGGAGAAACCUUAUGAGUGUAAGGAGUGUGGGAAAACUUUCUCUUGGAGGAAGGGACUCAUUUUACAUUACAGAUCUCACACAGGAGAGAAACCCUACGAAUGUAAACAAUGUAGGAAAACUUUCUCUUCAAAUUCAUCCCUCAAUGUUCAUCUGCGAAGUCACACAGGAGAGAAACGCUUUGAAUGUAAAGAAUGUAGAAAAACAUUCUUCUUGAAGUCAUACCUUGCUGUACACCAGAGGAUUCAUACAGGAGAGAAACCCUAUGAAUGUAAAGAAUGUAGGAAAACUUUCACCUGUAAGGCAUACCUCACUGUUCACCAGAGAAUUCACACAGGAGAGAAGCCUUACGAGUGCAAAGUGUGCAGGAAAGCUUUCUCCUGGAGGAAGGGACUUAUUUUACAUCACAGAGCUCACACAGGAGAAAAACCUUAUGAAUGUAAAGAAUGUAGGAAGACUUUCUACCGGAAGUCAGAUCUCACAUUACAUCAAAGAAUUCACACAGGAGAGAAACCCUAUGAAUGUAAAGAAUGUGGUAAAACUUUCUCCCGGAAGUCUUAUCUUAUUUCACAUUACAGAACUCACACAGGAGAGAAACCUUACGAUUGUAAAGAAUGUAGAAAAACUUUUUCAAGGAAGUCACAACUCAUCGUGCACCAGAGAUUUCACACAGGGGAAAAGCCCUAUGAAUGUAAAAUAUGUAGAAAAACUUUCUCCUGCAAGGCAUAUCUUAAGGUGCACCAGCGAACACAUGCAGGAGAGAAAUCAUACGAAUGUUAUAAAGUAGAAGAUCUUUCUCCUGUCAGGCAUACAUCAUUGUACCUCAGCGAAUUCAUAUAGGUGAGAAAUCUUAGGAACAUUACGAAUAGAGGAAAGCUUUCUCAUUAAGUUUUUUUUUUUUUUUUUUACUUUUGUGUUUUCAGCCACACUCAGCAACUCUCAGAGGUUACUCCUGACACUGCACUCAUGAAUUACUCCUGGUGGUGCUCAGGAGAACAUUCGGAGUGUCAGGGAUCAAACCCAGGUCAGCCGUGUGCAGGGAGAACACCUUACCCACUCUGGCUCCUUUCCACAGAAGUUUUCUUAAACUCUUUCCUACAUUCUUGCUUCCAAGCAGAGUUCAGAUAGGAGUGAAACCCUUUGAAUGUACAGAAUGCAAAAGUAAAUUUAAAAAAAAAAUCUUGCCCAGAAGUCAAAACUCAAAAGAUACAGCAACUUAAAAAUCUUUUAGUUGGAAAGUUUUCUUGAUUUAUUGAACAGUCGGACCUGAAAAUAGUACACUACUUUUUGAGUCAGUAUGAGAGAAAAUAUGACUGUCGUCUGAGGAGGAAACAAAGAGAUCAUGGUUUAUGUCCAUCUGUAUAUUUGUGUUUUCCCAAUUUAUGGUUUAUUUUGUCACCAAAUGAUAUUAUUAAAACUGACUCAAAAUGUUUUAAACAUUGAAGGUUAGAUUUUAACCAUUUAUGUUGAGGUACCAGGAUUUACAAUAUUGUUAACCAUGCUUUCCAUGCUUACGUCAUUUCAACACAUCCAUCACCAGAGAACCGGCUUCCCUCCACCGGUACCCCAAGGGCCCCUCCCAGCCACACAUCCCCAUGUAAGCUCAGUUCUGUAGACAAAAUCUUUAGUAUCAAGGAUAAUUUUUGUAAAUAAAAACUAAUUCAAAAGCCUAAGGAUUUGAGCUAUACUUUUUGUCUUUUUAUUUUGUUAGAGGUAACAUGGCUAUGAUAGUGCUAACAAUAAUAUUUGCAGCAUACAAAAUUACUGCAUGAACAUACUUGUUUAUAACACUGUUCUAUUAGUGUAAUACCUUUGUUCUUCCUGUGUUUGUUGGCCAGAAAUUAACUCACAUUGUCAGUAGACGUAACCAACUUUAUUGUGUUAAAAUUCCAUAAUGUAAAUUCUCUGCAUAAGUAAAUAAUUUUGCUAAAAAGAGAAUGCA
This is a messenger RNA of Sorex araneus (European shrew), 3010 nucleotides long. Its product is annotated as zinc finger protein OZF-like. Gene Ontology annotation, molecular function: RNA polymerase II cis-regulatory region sequence-specific DNA binding; DNA-binding transcription activator activity, RNA polymerase II-specific. NCBI's taxonomy places the organism in Eukaryota, Metazoa, Chordata, Mammalia, Eulipotyphla, Soricidae. The record is from RefSeq and is a predicted model, not a curated record. The coding region runs from base 271 to 1908 and encodes 545 amino acids. The transcript has 5 exons. Gene Ontology annotation, cellular component: nucleus. Gene Ontology annotation, biological process: regulation of transcription by RNA polymerase II.